Chara braunii is the source of this 2780-nucleotide messenger RNA. The record is from the annotation of a GenBank genome assembly. NCBI's taxonomy places the organism in Eukaryota, Viridiplantae, Streptophyta, Charophyceae, Charales, Characeae.
UAUUGCUUCCUCCGGGAUAUUGAAUAUCUUAAUGCGUGAGAGGUCUUUGUUAUGACGCAGGUUAACACGAAGCUCGUCUAUAUCCUCGACGAGACCUGCUGGGUGGGCGGAGGAUGGUCACCGAGCAAAGGUCUCCUUUCGUUCCGCCAAUCUAGCCUGGACAUCACAGUUGAGGAGGGUGGUUUGAUCAGCACCUGGUGGCCGGGACGUAACGGGACGGGAUCCCGUCUUGUCAACACAAGCUGCGAAGACGGUGCUCGUGCUUCCUCCAGGGAUUUCGUCACCGGUGCGGCUAUUUUUGGAAAGCAGCUAUUUUUAUCGGGCUACCAUGGCGCCACUCCGGCGGGAUCUUGGCUGACAGCCCUGAGUGCGGAGACUGGGAACAGAUCCUCCCUCCCGCUGAUGAUCGACUACGCAGCGGCGAUCGCGUUCGAUCCCUCGUUGAAGAACUUAUACGUCGCCAGCGGGGCAGUGCCACCUUUUACUAUCUAUUCUUCCCCCGUCACAUUCGACGAGACUGGCCUUCCGUCGAACAAGGCACUCGCGCUCUCCCAAGUCUUUGCAGCCAAUUACUCUGUGCAGUCGAUUUACUUUGGGCCCUACAGCUUCGACCCACAGGGAGCAUGUUUGUACUUCCUCGAUCGGGUUGGCGGGGCCGUCUGGGCCCUCGACCUUGUGUCCAAGAGUGUCAAAUCCGUCGCCGGAGGGCCCAUAACGGCCGCAGACGGAGUCUCUAACGCUCUCAACGUGUCUUUCGGGGGGCUGUAUGACCUGGCAGUGACUGACGACGGAAACAACAUCUUCGUAUCUGAAAAUGACACGGGUAUGGUGAAACGCAUACAGCUCGAGUCUCCAUGUGGCUUGGCCCGGCGGGUAUCUAACGUGGCCGAGUAUCGGCCUCGUGAUGGGUCUGAAGGUUAUGGGCUGGCUACUGGGAAGUAUGACGAAGAGUGUAUCCUGGUAAUAGGUACACACGACUACCAAGCACUUCGACUGGCCAUCGACAGGGCCGCCCUGCAGAGGGAGACGCCGCUGGACCCUCCUCCUCCCUCUUCUUCCUCUUCUUCUUCUUCCUCCACUUCUUCUUCUUCCUAUUCUUCUUCUUCUUCUUCUUCUUCUUCUUCACCUCAUGCACCCCCGUCUUCUUCGCCGUCUACUUGCGAGUGUCGAGACAGGACAGGCAUCCCCUUGGUCGUCGGGAUACCUGUGGGGGGUGUGUUCGCUGUAGUGGCCGCCUUCGCAGGAGCAGCAGCAGCAGUAAUGUUGAUACGAAAGCGGGAGCGACAGUCCGGGAAUGGCAUUAAGAUCCACAGCAUCGAGGAAUUCAGAUGGGCAACCUUGGUGAAGGCAACAAAAAGUUGGUCUUAUCGGAUCGGAGAGGGAGGUUUUGGUGUUGUCUAUUUGGGAGAAUUGGAACGUGAGCAGGGUGAAGAGCAGGAAAGGGGUGUCGGAAGAACGGGGCGGGGAGAGAGACAGAGUAGACGGUUCGCGUACCAGAAUUUACUGAAUGCACCAGAGAAUGUGACUGUAGAACAGAUCGCCGUCAAGGUUAUGAAUGCGCAGGGCGUGAAUAUCGACACACAGCAGUCCAGGGACGAAAGGAAUAUUUUGAAACAAUUCCGCACAGAACCGCAGGAGGAGCGGAAGGGACAGGAGCAGAGGGAUUGCAAGAUGACCCAAGAGCAGCAGCGGCGAGAAGAGAAGCAGCGGCAGGAGAGCAACUGGGAGAGACGGCAGAAAGAGGAGGAGGAGGAGGAGGGGGAGGAGGGGGAGGAGGCGGAGGAGGAAGAGGAGGAGGAGGAGGAGGAGGAGGAGGAGGAGGAGGAGGAGGAGGAGGAGGAGGAGGAGGAGGAGGAGGAGGAGGAGGAGGAGGAGAAGGACGAGGAGAAGGACGAGGAGGAGGAUGAGGAGGAGGAGGAGGAGGAGGAGGAGGAGGACAAGGAGGAGGAGGAGGAGAAGGACAAGGAGGAGGAGGAGGAGGAGGAAGAGGAGGAGGAGGAGAAGAACAGGGAGGACAAGGAGGCGAAGGAGGAGGAAGAGGAGGAGGAGGAGAAGGACGAGGAGGAAGAGGAGGAGGAGAAGGACGAGGAGGAAGAGGAGGAGGAGGAGGAGGACGGGGAGGAGGAGGAAGAGGAGGACGAGGAGAAGGACGAAGAGGAGGAAGAGGAGGAAGCGGGAUUUGUGGCACUUGCUCUUGGAGAUGCUCACUGGCAAAGAGGCAGCUGUCCGUUGCCCCGGGGGGGAAUACGGACCCUUGUGGUCGUCGAACAAGAGAACCUCAGAGCGUGCACUCUCGAUAGGGACUUUGAUCUGACGACGAUGGUCGAUCCUGCCAUUCGAAGGGACAUCACGAGGCCUGCAUUUAUGGGACUGACCAGACAAAUGCUAUGCCUGGUUGCUGAAUGUGUCAGCACGGACCCGCGAAUGCGGCCGACGAUCACCAACGCCGCCGCCAGGAUGGAGACCAUAAUGCAGGGGGCAGGACUGACUCCCAAUGCGUCAGGAAAUUGAAACGAAUCACGGCAAGCUAUUCUACUUAAUUAGGUAAUCGCUGUACCUACACCUUUGUGACUUUGACUGCAAUGCUACCACUCGAGCAAUGCCUAUAGACUUUAACAGCGAUGGGGCAGAUGGCGAUGUUCCUGUCAACGGCUGGGGAAGGCUAUACCUACAGCGUUGUCUACAAUGCUACCACUCCAGGCUGCGAAGUACUGUUGACGGCUCUCAAGCUGCUAAUUGGGUGCUACAGAUAUAGCGGGAGAUAAAGCAAUGGCUACGUA